Messenger RNA from Osmia bicornis bicornis, 372 nucleotides. Its product is annotated as dynein light chain Tctex-type protein 2B-like. Gene Ontology annotation, cellular component: cytoplasm; cytoplasmic dynein complex. Gene Ontology annotation, molecular function: dynein intermediate chain binding. The record is from RefSeq and is a predicted model, not a curated record. Gene Ontology annotation, biological process: microtubule-based movement. Lineage: Eukaryota; Metazoa; Arthropoda; Insecta; Hymenoptera; Megachilidae. Bases 91 to 372 code for a protein of 93 amino acids. The transcript has 2 exons.
UUACUCUCAUAGGCGCCGAAACAUCAGAACACUUAUCGUCUGGAAGCUUAUAAUCCGUUCAAAGUAGAUCCAGUGGAUAAGAUUGUGCAGAUGUUAAUAAUAGCUAAGCUUGAAGAUAUCUCUUAUGACGCUGUGGAAGGUCCUAAGAUUUGCGAAUCGGUUGCCACAGAUAUCAGGGAAAGGAUUAAAAAGUUAAAUUUUGAUAGGUACAGAAUCGUAGUGAAUGUUACCAUCGUAGAGAAAGCAAGUCAAAGCAUAUGUACAUCUAUGGGAUUCUUAUGGGAUGCUGAAAGAGAUAAUUAUUCCACAUUUACAUACGAAGCUCGAACGUUUCAUGCCUAUUGCUGUGUAUUCGGCCUUUAUUACGAAUAA